Molecule: messenger RNA, 1080 nt
Organism: Aegilops tauschii subsp. strangulata
Lineage: Eukaryota; Viridiplantae; Streptophyta; Magnoliopsida; Poales; Poaceae
Source: RefSeq, a predicted model, not a curated record
AUGGAGGAGACCCUGAAGGGCUCCUCCCUUAAGGAAGAGCAUUGUGCCAUGAUAUGCGCGACACUACAGGGCUUCCGGUCCGCAGGGGCCGGCCUCAAUGAGGUUUUCAAGAACCUCGUAACGAGCUUCGAGGUUUCGACCUCGGUUCUGAACUCCGUCUCCGAGGAGAUAGCGGAGAUGAACCAGAAGCUCGAGAGGUCCCAGGAGGACAUCAACCUGGUGAACCAGAGAUUCGAGCAGUCUCAAGCAGCAUUGGCUGAGCUUGAUACUUUCAAGGCCAAACUCAAAAAGGCUCGGCAGGAGGUGAAGCAGCAUGAGGCUGCGGACACGAAGGAGGAGAAGGCCCGAGCCACCGAAAAGGUGGCUGGAGACAAGGACCGGGCGCGUGUUCUCGAGGUCGAAGAGACCCUGAAGGGUGUGUUCGAAGCACGCGACAAGCUUCAAGUGCAGGGGCAGCGAACGAAGGAGGAGCUUGCCCAUGCUGACCUCAAGACCGUGGCCCGGGCGGCCUGCGAGGUGCUCCAGCAGUUGGAGCAAAUCACCUCGGAUAGGGCAACCGAGGUCGAGGACCUGAAGAGCGCCUUUGCCCAAGCCAAGGAGCACGCGUGGCUGAGCCAAGCGGCCGCUGACAAAGCGGCUGCGGAUUUAGAGGCCGAACAGGUUACAUGCCGUAAAUAUGAAGAGUGGGUGACUGAAGUAGAGCAGGCGCUCCAGGAUGCCGCCAACAAGUGUGAGGCCUUGGAGGAGAGUAAUAAGACCCAGGCGGCCGAACUCGCCAAGGCUCUUCAAGAGCCAAAAGAGGCGCGGACCGAGUCCCGGGCGGCUCCUGAGGAGAUCAAGCAAGCCGGACACAUAGCGUCUGGUAAGCCUUUUCUUUUACAGAGUAUAUUUUGUGGUCAAAGAUGUGCUUUGCUAAAUCGACUAUGGAGUGCUCCAGACACCUUUUCGGAUCUCCCAAGGAGUGCUGCCGACGCCGCACAGUAUUUCCGGGCCCAAGAAGGGAACGCGACGGAGAAGCUCUUCUGGUCGUGGUACCUGGCGCCGGAGCGGCCAGCGCUGCUAAACAACCAAAUGAUGUAG